GGGGGGAGUUUUGCGUGCAAGUGUGAUACAAUACAUUAGUUGAAAUGACUUUGUCUUGAAAAAGUCCGAUCCUCUACAUGGGCCGUGAAGGUGGAGCAGCAGCGCAAGCGGCUGCCGAUCUAUAAGCACCGCCUCGCGAUCCUACAUGCCGUUGAGACCCAUCGGGCCGUGGUCUUGUGUGGGGCCACCGGCUGUGGGAAAUCCACCCAGCUGCCCCAGUACCUGGAUGAUGCCGGCUGGACCGCCAAAGGCUACGUGGUCUGCGUGACGCUGCCGCGGCGCCUGGCCGCGGUGACGGUGGCCUCGCGUGUGGCGGUGGAGAUGGGCGCCCAGCUGGGCUGGGAGGUGGGCUAUCGGAUUCGUUUUGAGAGCCACGUGACUCCUGGUGUCACUCGCAUCGAGUUUGUCACGGAGGGCAUCCUCCUCCGAGAGAUGCUGAGCGAUCCAUUGCUCACACGCUUCAGCGUGAUCGUCGUGGAUGAAGCUCAUGAGAGGAGCGCCAACACAGACCUCUUGCUCGGCUUGCUGAAGAAGAUCUGCCGGAAGCGCCCCCGGUUGCGGCUCGUGGUGGCCUCUGCAACGUUGGACGCGGGCGCCUUCCUGAGCUUCCUGGCGCGGAAAGGCCGCACGGGCGCAGCACCACCGCCCAAGCGUCCGCGCUUGCGCGGCUGGGACGAUGAGACGGGUGAGACGUUGCAGCGGCGCAGUGAAGAGGCCGAUUGGCGCAGGCUUUGCGUUGACCUUAGUGGCGGCGGGCGUGGAGGUGUCCCAGAGAGGGACUGCUGCCUACUCGAAGUGGAAGGCCGACUUCAUGAUGUCCAGGUGCACUAUUUGGACGAGCCCACGGGCGACUAUGUGGAAGCAGCGGUGAAUCUGGUGAUGAACAUCCAUCGCAGCCUUCCAGAGGGCGACAUCCUGGUUUUCUUAACUGGACGAGAGGAGAUCGACGUGGCAUGCUCUCUCAUCAUUGAGCGCAUGCAGCGGGCACGCGAGAUGGCAGAGAGGCCUUCCUUGAAGCCAAAGCCGCUUCAAGUGGUGCCUUUGCACGGCACGCUGCCAAAGGAGCAGCAGCUCAAGGCCUUUGUGACGCCAGCGCGGGGCAACCGGAAGGUGGUGGUGGCCACGAACCUGGCGGAAGCCUCGGUCACCAUCGAUGGCAUUGUUUACGUGGUGGACAGCUGCCUGGUGAAGUUGGAUGCCUUUUGCCCCUUCAACGGCACCUCCUACCUCAACAUCACCGCCUGCUCCAAGGGCUCGGCUCGUCAGCGCUGCGGCCGCGCUGGCCGAACGCGCGCGGGACACUGCUUCAGGUUGCUCACUGAGUCCGCCUAUCACCAGUUGCACGAGCACACCCUGCCGGAAGUGCAGCGCUCGGAUCUCAAGGAUGUCGUGUUGACCCUGAAGUGCCUGGGUGUGGAUGACGUGGGUGCUUUCGAGUUUCCCACGCCGCCCGCGCGGAAGGCGUUGGAGGUGGCUCUGGAGGACCUUUAUGCCUUGGGAGCCAUCGAUGCAGAGGCACGAUUGGUGGAGCCUUUGGGGCUGCGCAUGGCACAUGGCCCCCUACCGGCACCCUUGAUGCGUCUGCUGCUCCUCUCGGUGGAGGAGCCACACCGCUGCGCGGCAGAGGCGUCCAUCGCCUGCGCGAUGCUGACGAUGCAGCCACCUUGGCUGCCCAGUCAGAACAAGGAUCGCUUGCUGAACUGCAAGGAGUCCUUCGCGGUGUACGAGGGAGACCUGGUCUCGGUGCUGAACAUCUAUCGGCAGUACGAAGUGUAUCGGGAGAAGGACCCCGAGUGGGCCAAGCGCCACCUGCUGAAUGCCAAGCUCUUGGACCGCGCGAUGAAGGUGAAGCAGCAGCUGGGGAUGUACCUGGCCAAGUUCAACCUACCAGAGGAGAGCUGUGGCAGCGAGGUGGAGCGUUUGCAGCGCGUGGCGUGUGCCUCACUCUUCCUCAACUCUGCCAGGCGCUUGCCCAACGGCACCUACCGGCUUUGCGGGGAAGCCCUCACUGACUACGCUGCAGUCUAUGCACAGGCGGCGGCGGUGGACUCUGCAGAGCUGGGAGAGAAGCUGACGGAGCUUUUGCAGGAGCAAACUCGGUGCGUGAGACAUGUGCUGCGGCCUCUGCGCGCGGUUUCCUUGCAGCUGCGGGAUCUUGGCAGCUUUCUUAGGCACCUUUUGCAUCUUUUGCGGAUCCUGUGCAUCUACGUGAAGCUGACGCCGCUCUACACGACGAUCUCGUGCCAACAGGCGAAGCUCCCCGAGUUGAGGAACUUUCAUCUGGGCCUGCCCUUGGUGUCGCCCACCACCUUUGAUAUCAUUGUGCAGAUGAACUGCACCAAUCCGAACCCCUAUUCCAUAGGCUUUGAUUGGAUCGAGAUGGGCGGUGUGUUCCUGGGAAAGAGCAUGACGAAGGUGGGUGACACCUCUGGCGUGCCUGGCAAGACCAGCUUCUUCCCAGCGGACGGUUUCGGCUCGAUUUGGGUUCGAGCCAACACCACAGUGAACGCCUUACUGAUCACGGAGCUCCUGGGCGACGUGUUGACCUCCGGCGGCGAAUUGCCCUUGAAGCUGCAGCUGCGACAGAGGCUGCACGUGGAUGUGUCGCUGAUGGCUGGCAUCGGCAAAAGCGUUUCCCAGCUUUUCGAGAAGGAGUGCGGAAUGAUGAUUGCCAACCUUGGACUACGGCCCAACAUUGGACCGAUGGCCUGUGCCGACUCCUUCGAUCAGCUCGCCAUCCCUCCGGUGGGCGCCGACGUCUUCGACGGCACGAUGCGCAGCUCGGGCCGCCGGUGGCGAGGCGACGUCCGUCUGAGAGAGGGAUUGGAAGACCUCCAAACUGGCUGGCGCUGGCUUCUCGGCGAAACAGGUGGCGCCCAAGAAGAUUCAGGAGGGCAUGGACUUGAAAAACUGGAGCUUGGGCAUCUCCAUGGCGGUCUUCUUCACCUUGGGACUGGUGCUCUACAUCAUGGCGGGCUGUCAGUUCUGGUCGGUCUUCCGGGGCAGCGACCCGAAGGGCAAGCACCUGGAGAUGGGCUCCUCGUCAGAGUCCAGCUGUGA
Messenger RNA from Durusdinium trenchii, 3060 nucleotides. Lineage: Eukaryota; Dinophyceae; Suessiales; Symbiodiniaceae. The record is from the annotation of a GenBank genome assembly.